This is a messenger RNA of Cydia strobilella, 5185 nucleotides long. RefSeq names its product putative leucine-rich repeat-containing protein DDB_G0290503. The record is from RefSeq and is a predicted model, not a curated record. The transcript has 6 exons. The coding region runs from base 226 to 3507 and encodes 1093 amino acids. NCBI's taxonomy places the organism in Eukaryota, Metazoa, Arthropoda, Insecta, Lepidoptera, Tortricidae.
UGUUAAAUUGGUUAUUCCAAAAACUGGACUAGCUCACUCGCAGGGAACAAGAAUACACAACCAGAGCAGACGGGCGAUCUAUUUCGGGCAGCCACUGCCACACCGUACACUCGUUUUGAUCGAAUAGUCGAUACUUCUUUGUCUCGAGAAAAACACAUCGCACGAUACCUAUAUUAGAGUCAUGCAUCCUUGAUUAGCACGCGACUUGUUUAUAAGUAUCCCAAAAUGGGAAACGCGUUCAGUACUUAUUCGGCAAGGGAAGGCGCCACAGACGUCAUUAGUGAAAGUGAAACAAUGAGCGACAGUAAUACACCUUUUGAAGACGCCCAGGAGUUCCAUGACACCAUCCAUGAUGACGAAGCGCGUGUCAAGGCCAAAGAAGAAGAAAUGGACGAGUUUAGGAAACAACUAAGCUUGAAACGGGAACAAAGAAAGUUAAUCCUGGCACGGCAUAGAGCAGAAAAGGAGCAGCUAGAAACAUCUUUAGAAGAUGCCAAUAAGGCUAAAUUAGGCUUACAAGAAAACAAUAGAAUGCUAAGAGAUUUGUUGACUGCUAAUAAUAUAGAAAUUCCAGAAAACUUGAAGGCUUCUGAUGAAUUAUCAGAACUCAGUGGAGCUAUAGCAAGUAUGGCAGAAGAAUUUGAAGCACUCAAGUCUAGCAAUAACAAGCUAAGACGAGAUCUUGCAGAUUCAAAUAUUUCUCUGCAGCAUGCUUAUUCAGAAAUAGCUGAUCUAAACGCUCAGAACACGGAGUCUAUCAAGCAUAUAAACGCACUGAAAGAAGUGAUUUCAGUCAGUAAAACUAUGAUCAAUCUCCGAGAACAACAGCUGAAUGAGUUGAAAGAUAAACUACGUGAAAUAGAACAGAGUCUGGCAGACAGAGAAGCAAAUAUGUUGUCUGCAGAUCUUAGACAGGAGUAUGAGAGACAAUUGCAAAACAUUAGAACGCUUCGUGGAUUAUAUGAAGAACGUGCUCGAUUGGCUGAAGUAACUAGACAAGGUCUGGCGCGUGAGCUUGAGGAACAAAAGGAACUCAAACAAGCUGAGACUAAUAAAAACGCAGAACUUACAACUAAAGUAACCGAACUCGAAACAACAGUCACGAAUCUAGAAGAGACCAUUGAAAAUAAGAUGGAACAAAUAUCUUCAUAUCAAGAUGAGACUCGCCGAUUGCAGGAAGAAAUGUCUGCUGUUAACAAGCUUUUCUCCCAAGUCCUUCUUGGUUAUAAAACUAAACAAGAUUUAGACAAAUUAGUCGUUCGUCUUGAAGAAAACCACGGUCUUUUGACGCAUAUGGCUGAAAGAGAUAAUGGGUCAGAGGCUUCCUCGGCUCUUCCCAAACUGUUAUUGGAGAUUGUUAGUCAAGUGGAUGAAGGCGAGGCAAUGCACAAAUUUGAAGAGGGUACUAGUAGUAUCCCAAUCGAAAAGUCAAACGAAGUCGUCAAGACGGAAGAGUCAGAAUCACAAAAUCCUAAUACAUCAGCUGAAGAAAUAGUUCAGAAUCUGCCCAAAGUAUGGAGAGUUCUUAUGGAGCUUCUAAGUCAUCAAAGUGAAUCCGAAUCUGGGACUUCCGAGAAAGUUGAGACUUGCUAUAAAACAGUUGAAACUAAAGCUGGCUCAGUGUUAGUGCCAAGUGUUAGCCAGACAUACAUCCGAUUAAAGGAUUUAAUCGUCGAAAAGUUGUCACUCAUCAAAGAAGUAAACCGCAUGAAACAACUAAAUGUACAUUUGGAGACUCGCUUAGAAGAACAAGAGCGUAGAUUAUCACUCGUCACAACCGAACUAAGCAAAACCUGGCACGUUGUGGGAAAACUACGUAGACAUCACCAUCAACUACAUACUCAUGAAAAAAUACUCAAAUAUGAAUUGCAACAGAAAAGGAAACUACUUAAUGAACUUAAAGAUGAGUUAGAAUAUUGUAGAGAAAAAUGGGAACAGGCGCGCGAAAAGAACACGCAGACAGAACGUGACUGGAGAAAACUUAGAGCUGAAUUCGCUAGCAGGAAAACCAAAUCCAACUCACCGUCAUUCAACAAUUCAGGUGAAAGUGGUUAUAGUGAUGAAAGACCAUCCGAUGAUUCUUCAGAAUCAAACGACGAAAGCGAAUAUGUAACGGAACCAUUGUUGAGGUGUAAGAAGAAGAAUAAGAAGUCAGCUGAAGCCAUCUUAGACUCUAGUGCUGACUUUAAUUUAGUGGCAGAAAGAGAGGAUCCAGCUAGUGACAUGCUAGAUGUUGCUGAAUUGCCUCUAGAUACGCAGGAUGAUACUUCUGGUCUAGACGCAUCUAUAUCAGUCUCUAAUAAUAGUGAAAAUCGGUCAAAUAAUAAAGCCGCUGAUGAAACUGAAGACGAAGUUGGAGAGAUAACAAACGACUCGUGCACCGAUGAUUCUUCGGGAGUUGAACAUUAUUGUAACAGUGAUUAUUGUUGUGUAGGUACAAGCACCGAACAAGAUGCACCUAGCAACGAUAAGCAGACUAAACUCUUAAAACCGGAUGUUAAACUGACAUCAACUAUAAGUAUACCUUUAAUUGACCCCGCUGCUAUUCUUAAAAGUAUUAAAGAACAAACAGAAAGACUGGCUAAGAAAGACGAAAGAUUAAAUAAUUUAGAAAAAAAUAGUUUGUCGUUAUUAAAGAAAACACAGGCAACUGAUAAGUUGUCUAAACAAAUAGACAGUACAUUAGACCAUCUCUUGAAUCGUCCUUCAACCAGCCAAAACAUUGAAUCUAAACAAUUAGACAUCAUAAAAGAGGAGAGGCCUAUAACAGACACAGGUACAGAAUUUGAAAAUGUAGAUUGUAACCAAACACAAAAUAAUGACGACAAUAAAAGUGAAGGCAAUGAUAACAGUCAACAAUCACAUUUAAUUAGUGAACCGACAAAAAGUGAAAAUAUUGAAAUGACGCCUCAAUUAAUCACUAAUAAUUCAGAAAACAUAUGUGAAAACACUGUCGCCCCUUGUCAGGGUGAUACCAACAUGAAUGCUCCUUCUACUUCCUCUAAUACCAAUACUAAUAUACCAGAAAUUAACGCUGCCAGUAUACUUGAAAGUAUACGUCAACAAGACGAAAAACUAGCAAGAAGAGAUGAAAGACUUCAGAAACUAGAAGAAGGUUGUUUAGAAGUGGUUAAUAACAUAUCUAAUACUGUUAAAACGAGCGAGGACAUUAGCACAAAAUUAGAUAAACUUCACGAUACGCAUCAAAAGAAAACAGAUGAGGAAGCAGAAACAUCCGAGGAUAAAAGUGUUCCUGAACCAUCUACGUCAGCAGAAAUCGAUCAUGAAGCCAGAUUUGCUGCACGCGAUCUUCGACUCAAAAGACUUGAAGAACAAACUAAGUCUCUCGUGAAUAAGGUAAAUAAAACUAAUUCUAAAGGCGUUAAGAUACAUUACAAGUUGGAAGAGUUGCAUAAUAUCUAUGGAUCUGAAAGUUCUAGAGCAGGAACACCAUCUGACGAUACUGAGGAUACACCAACGAACAAUGAAGAAAACGCAGAACAAUAAAAGGCUUCUCCAUAUUGUUUUAGUUUUAAAACUGUAAAAAUACGAAAUAUUCAGGUACUGUAAAAUCUGGUAACUAAUCCACAACUUAAAACUAUGGUCCAAAUUCAAGUUACAGUAAAAUAUGUAUAGGUAAGUAUUUUUCAAAAUGUUGAAUAUGUAUAUAAUAUAGAAAGAGCAUUAGAGUCAGAAACCUUUUCGCAUAUCCAAAUGUCCACACCUAUCAUGGUUCAAAGUUCAAACGCACCCACGUACCGAGUAAUAGAAUUACUUAAUAACUUCAUAGCUAGAGCCCAAAACGCAGACAUAUUCGCAGACUACUGGCCGUCCUUCCUUCCGUAGUAUCAGGAUUUUUUUAAACUCUACCUAUAAUAUUUAUCAUCGGCAUAGAGGUGAGAGAAGGUGUAGCUACUUUCGAAGAAGCUCGACUUGAACACCUGGACCAAAAGCGCCUUCAACGGAAGUCUCGACCUAAGCCGUCCUACGCAUAUACUUAUAAUGAACAAGGGAAGCUUUAUUGUACACAGUGCGACCGGAUAUUUAAAACAUAGUUCGGUUUUGCGAGCCAUAUACGUGCUCAUCAGAGGAGUUUGUAAAGGUCGCCGUUGUCGGACACGACAUGGACGACUAUAUAUAUAAUAUUUAUGUUUAAUUUAAGUUCCUAGAGAUAGUUCGAAUGACACUGGCUAUGUAUUAACAGUAUAACUGUCUAGGCAUAGGUAGCUGUAAACUUAUACUUGUUUGUUUGAAAAAAGAAUAUAAUUAGUGUGUCUAAGCUCCAAAAUAAAUGUAACGAUGGACCAUAGUGUCCAUAGUUGUACUUAAGGACUAUAGUUACCUGAGUUUACUGUAUUAAAAUAUGAGCAUAUGUAACUGUUGAUAAACGGUGGACAAAUUGUGCCAGUUUAUCACAAUCGGCCAGUGAUAAUUAUAUGUUUUUCACAACAUUAAAAUAGGAAUUAGAUUUAUCGCAAAAAAUUUAUACACGGUGUUUCCUGUAACAGGAGCAAUAAAUUAAACUGGAGGCUGUACGUCUCAAACUGACCAACAUUUGUUCAGCAACUUUUUAAAAUUACUUAUGAAAUUUUUAGAUUAUACCUUUUUGAUACUAAUUAAAUAUUAUUUUCAAUGUACGUUGCCAUCUGUGUGUUUGACGUUGCUUGUCACCCUAAGAAACAUAACAAAUUUUGAAAUACAAUGCGUCUUAGAAUAAACUUUAAAGUGUAAUGAAAAUUAAAACACAAGUUAUUUUUAAAAGCUGCUGAACAAAUGUUGGUCAGUUUGAGGAGUACAGCCUACAACUUAAUUUAAUGCUCCUGUUACAGGAAACACCGGUAGAUAUUAAAUAUAAUUAAUCAAAAAGAAUAUAGCGGAAUAAAAUAUGUAUACAUGUCAAUAUCUUGCUACGACCGAAAAGAGGUCAGCCGGUCAGAGGGCCUACCGCGAAAACCGAAAUUCGCAAAUUGCGGGAUCUUUCUCUCUUACUCCAAUGAAGGCGUAAUUAGAGUGAUAGAGAAAGAUGCCCGCAAUUUGCGAACUUCGAUUAUCGCGUUUAUAGCCCAGAGAUUAGAAAUAAAUACAUUAAGUACAGAUUGAUUCUUGAGAGCUGACACUGAGCGUUUAAAAUUCUCUUGCCGGUUAAUUUUGCAAAAGUUUCAGCCGCUUAGCUAUAAAUUGACCU